AGUGUUAAUACCGAAGGUUGAAACGGUUUAACCACGGAAUACUUUCUUCGAGUACUUUUUAGUACUUUUCCCUGAAAUUACACAUCUUCUUCAGGGGUUAAUUCUCCCCGAUAACGCGUUUUUUCAAAAAUGGCAUCACAGAGUCAAAAUGCUAUGAAUGUAAGUUCAAGUGUUUCACCGGCGAAUGGAUCAUCCGGAUUAUCGACAACCAUCUCAGUCUGCAUUACGAAGAUGCAGUCUCUUACUUCUACACCAUCUGCAGAAUCUUAUCAACAACACUCAUCGCCAUCGUCGUCACCAUCGCCGUCGCCGACACCGUCGCCGAUACAGCAACAACAGCAUGAACAGACUCUGCAACAACUUAACAAUGUAGAGGCAAUUGACAAGAAUUCCUCCAACACAUUAAAACGUAAUCCAAAAAUGGAGUUAAGCAAAACUGAUUUAUUAAAAUUAUUAGGACGUUUAGAAGGAGAAUUACAAGCAAGAGAUAUUGUUAUAGCAGUAUUAAAGUCAGAAAAAUUGAAAGACCUAUUAAAUACUAAAUAUCUGAGUGGAACUUCACCACAUGCAGCACUUGCUCGUGAUGUAUUAUUAGUAGGUGGUGUAGGUGAACAUGAACCAAAUCAAGUAAAUGAACAAGCUGCUACUUUAGAAGCUCUUUUAACACAACAAAGAUGUAUGCAGCUUAAAAUGGCUAAGGUUCUUAAAGAAACUGAACUUAGGCACAGAGCAGUUGUCAAGGAAUUAGAAGAAGAAAAACGAAAACAUGAACAUGAUACUGCCCAAGGUGAUGAUAUUACAUACGGACUUGAAAAAGAAAGGACACGAUUGAAGAAAGAAUUAGAAUUAGAGAAACAAGAAAAAAAAAGACUGGAAUUAGAAUUAAAAAAAUCAAAUGAAACUUUAGAAGAAGAGAAAACUCGGCAAAAACAAAUAGUACUUCUUUUACUGGCUGAACGUAAAAAAAUAAUUAUGAAAUACAUAGAAGAAAGGAAGAGAUCAGAAGAUUUAGCACAGAUAUUAAGUGAGGAAAAGGUACGAAUAGAUUCUAUGGCUGAAGGUCUUGAAGAAGAAAGUAAGAAAUCAUUGCAAAUGGAAGCAGAAUUAGAAAAACAACUUGCACAAUUUGACAUGGAAAGGCAGCAGUAUAAGCAAGCUUUAGCAAAGGAAGAAAAACGGGCUAAAGAUCUCGAAUUAGAAUUAGAUAAACUUAGAAGUGAAAUAGAUGUAUGGAAAGAGUCACAAACAAGAGGUUCUCCAAGAGGAGUGGGUACAACUCCGCCGCCUCCUCCAGCCAAACCAGCUAAUUUAGUUGCUAUGCCUACAGUUAAGCCUGUUAGUGCUCCACAGACAAUUAAAGGCACAGUACUGGGCACUGGGACACCAAUGGUUAGUAGUAAAGUCGUUCAGCCCACUGCCACGGUAUCUAGUGUUCCUGUCAGCGGUCCAACUACUGGGAUUGCUAGGUCAGUAACUCCUGGACAAGCAUUACGCGGGGUCUCGUGUACGUCCAAUAUUACGUCUUCUGGUGGAGAAACUGCAGCACCUUCAGAAAAUCAGGCUGUAGACAAACGCGUGGUUGUACCUGCUUCUAUAAAUCCUGGAGGCACGGUAAAACUUAUGCCGCCGACGCAAGCUACAGGAAAGCUUGGUUUUCACGUUGGCUCUGGUUCUGCGAUUCAAGCAUCUGGUAUGCUGCCCUCGAAAAAGCCACCAAUAUCUCGCGGCGUUCCUCCUCCAGUGCCGCCAAAUAAACCGGUAGUACCACCUAAAAAGGAGGCUGCUUAUAUUAGGAGGACUGACGCAUCACAACCAGCGCAGGAUGCCAUAAAACUUGGUAAACAAGCUGUGGUGCAUCCUUCUAGUGGAUCCGCCGCUCCUCAAAUCCAGCAGACAAUAGGAGCUUUUACACAAGCCUCCGAUGAAGAGGUCAGUAAUAUGGCUCCUCUGCCGUUACUCUUCUAA
This is a messenger RNA of Habropoda laboriosa, 1965 nucleotides long. RefSeq lists its product as uncharacterized. Lineage: Eukaryota; Metazoa; Arthropoda; Insecta; Hymenoptera; Apidae. The coding region runs from base 130 to 1965 and encodes 611 amino acids. The record is from RefSeq and is a predicted model, not a curated record. The transcript has 7 exons.